Microsporum canis CBS 113480 is the source of this 1017-nucleotide messenger RNA. RefSeq names its product ATPase. Lineage: Eukaryota; Fungi; Ascomycota; Eurotiomycetes; Onygenales; Arthrodermataceae. Gene Ontology annotation, biological process: mitochondrial respiratory chain complex I assembly; iron-sulfur cluster assembly. The transcript is spliced from 4 exons. Gene Ontology annotation, molecular function: ATP-dependent FeS chaperone activity; ATP binding; 4 iron, 4 sulfur cluster binding. Gene Ontology annotation, cellular component: mitochondrion. The record is from RefSeq and is a predicted model, not a curated record. The coding region runs from base 1 to 1017 and encodes 338 amino acids.
AUGCAACGGGCAUUAUUUUCUACCUGUCGGCAGCUUCAGCAUGAGAACCCACUACUAACGACUGCUAAGGGCCUGCCUAGAUCUGGGACACCACCAACAUUUCAAAGCCGACGGGGGCUACCUCAGAAACGGAAAAUAAAGGAUGUUAACAAAGUCGUUGCUGUUUCAUCAGCCAAAGGAGGGGUUGGAAAAUCUACAAUUGCAGUAAACAUUGCGCUCUCCCUGGCAAGACGAGGAUUUCGAACUGGUAUCCUUGAUACAGACAUAUUUGGCCCAUCCAUACCUACUCUCUUAAACCUAUCUGGGGAGCCGCGCCUUGACGGGAAUAACUGCCUUAUUCCUCUGACCAAUUAUGGUCUGAAAUCGAUGUCUAUGGGAUACUUGCUCCCACCGCCACCUGAAGAUACUAGGCACUUGACUGACGACCCGAACUCGCCCCUUAUGGACACAACUCCCAUAUCCUGGAGAGGUCUCAUGGUCAGCAAGGCAAUGAACCAGCUUCUUCAUUCCGUAUCCUGGGGCCCUCUGGAUGUGCUCAUAUUGGACCUUCCCCCGGGGACAGGAGAUGUGCAGCUUACCAUCAACCAGGAGGUUGUGGUUGACGGUGCUGUCAUCGUGUCGACGCCUCAAGAUAUUGCGCUUCGUGAUGCCGUUCGAGGAUUCGGCUUAUUUGAAAAGAUGAACGUUCCUGUACUAGGGAUGAUACGGAACAUGGCUUAUUUUGCCUGUCCGCACUGUGGAAAACAAACGAAGAUAUUUUCUCGAUCGGGUAGCCACACCGCAAUUAAUGACGGGUACGAGCACAGCCACGGCGACAAUACCGGCGUAGUUGCAGCCUGUAACCGCCUUGGGAUCGAUUUUCUCGGAGAUAUUCCCCUUGAUGCUCGAGUGUGUGAAGAUGCGGAUAAAGGCAUGCCUACUGUCGUUGCAGAGGAGGGAGACGAUAGAAGUCCUCGCCGGAACGCAUUCUUGGACGUCUCCAAAAAAGUUGCAGAGAAAAUUGGGCUUCAAUGGUGA